AUGGAAGACGAUUUUUUUCUUGAUGAUUCUGUAUGGGAAUAUUUUCUUCAAAAAUUAAUUGAAGAGACUAAUGAUUUUGAAUAUUUUGUUCAAAAAAUAGCUGGAGUAUUUUGUUUAUCAGCUGAUAAAGUUAAAGUAUAUCAAAGCAAUAAUCCAAAAGGUCAUACUUUCGAAAGUGAUCUUCAUAAAUUAUUUAACCAGAAUAGGAUAAUUGCCCAUAUAAUUCAAGUUACUAAAGGAGAUGGUGGAUUAGAUUUAUUACUAUCAUAUCAG
Messenger RNA from Racocetra persica, 273 nucleotides. NCBI's taxonomy places the organism in Eukaryota, Fungi, Glomeromycota, Glomeromycetes, Diversisporales, Gigasporaceae. The record is from the annotation of a GenBank genome assembly.